CCCAUCCAGUUGGCAGCGCUCUUCCGUUCAUAAAAAUAAACAGACCACAGAUAUGUUUACCGCCCGAUUGCUCCCUCGGUUGCAGCUCCACAGACCUAUUUUGGCCAGGAUUAGAUGCCUGCCCAGGUCUGCAGACGUCGCUGGAGAAGGGAAGCUUUCCGGCACCACAAAUACAGGACUAAGUCCGGUAAGUGGCGGAAGCUUAGUGCACCGGCGACUCUUUGGCAGCCAAGUGGACGAGGAAUCCAGCCUGGACAGUGCCACCUACGAACGCGUGUGUUCGGAGACGCUGGACGCACUCUGCGACUACUUCGAGGAGCUGACAGAGAACGCACAGGACCUGCCCGGCAGCGACGUGGCGUACGGCGACGGGGUGCUCACCGUGAACCUGGGCCAGAAGCACGGCACCUACGUGAUCAACCGGCAGACGCCCAACAAGCAGAUCUGGCUCAGCUCCCCCACCAGCGGGCCCAAGCGCUUCGACUUCGUGGGCAGCCAAGCGGCGGGCAGGUGGGUCUACAAGCACAGUGGACAGUCGCUGCACGAUCUGCUGCAGCAGGAGAUACCUUCCAUAUUGAAGGCCCAGUCGGUCAACUUCCACCACCUGCCCUACUGCAGUUAGGCGCCCGGAGCUUAGUCUAAUUAUGGAGCCCAGGAAUAAACUGUGAUGUGAGCUGAUUACGGUUUGGUUGUCGCCGGCGCCGGGUUUAAAUAGAUAAACAAAAAAUAAUGAGACUGUAAGAAUAAAUAAAACCAAAUCCCCCUCCCCACUUGA
Messenger RNA from Drosophila bipectinata, 775 nucleotides. It is a transcript of the gene fh, whose product is annotated as frataxin. Gene Ontology annotation, biological process: intracellular iron ion homeostasis; iron incorporation into metallo-sulfur cluster. Gene Ontology annotation, molecular function: ferric iron binding; iron chaperone activity; 2 iron, 2 sulfur cluster binding. The record is from RefSeq and is a predicted model, not a curated record. Lineage: Eukaryota; Metazoa; Arthropoda; Insecta; Diptera; Drosophilidae. Gene Ontology annotation, cellular component: mitochondrion.